UUCCAAACAAGCCUGCUAAAUAUACGUUACCUAUCUGACGGACCAACGAGGUGGUAUUUGUCCUGUUUAACCUUAUUGCUACCUCCCUUUCACGCAUAAUUGAUAACGUGUGGGCGAGAGUAUACGCUUUGCUUCAUAAGACAGUCUUUCCUAUGUAGGCAGUGUUGUUGUUAUUGCUAACAGGCAGCGACCAUCAGCGAGCAGGCUGUUGAGCUAACUGUAUAAGUGACACGUGGAUUCUGGCAAGGCAGUGGAAAACUAGGUACAUUUGGAUAAUGAACUAGAUUUAAUUUAGUACUUUGGUUGGCAGGUCGGUGUUCCACAACCUAUUUGACUGAGGUCACCUAGACGAUUCAGCUGUCAACAUGGGUGAACGGAAAGGAGUGAAUAAGUACUACCCCCCUGAUUUCGACCCAGUUAAGCAUGGCUCCAUUAAUGGAUACAACAACAGCCACCCUCUCCGAGAGAGGGCAAGGAAGCUCUCCCAGGGCAUCCUCAUCAUCAGAUUUGAGAUGCCCUACAAUAUCUGGUGUGAUGGCUGUAAGAACCACAUUGGCAUGGGUGUCCGAUAUAAUGCAGAGAAGAAGAAAGUGGGGAACUAUUACACCACACCCAUAUACAGGUUCAGGAUGAAGUGUCACCUUUGUGUGAACUACAUCGAGAUGCAGACGGACCCCGCCAACUGUGACUAUGUGAUCGUGAGCGGCGCCCAGCGGAAGGAGGAGCGCUGGGACAUGGCUGAGAACGAGCAGAUCCUCACUACAGAGCACAAUGAGAAGCAGAAGCUGGAGACGGAUCCCAUGUAUAAGCUGGACCACGGUGGGAAGGACAAGGAGAAGCUGCGAGCAGCCCUGCCCUCCCUCAACGAGCUCCAGGACCACCAGUCCGCCUGGAAGGACGACUUCCAGCUCAACAGCAGCCUGCGCAAGAAGUUUAGGGUUGAGAAGAAGGUGAUAAUCGAGCAGGAGGAGAAGGACGAUGCCGUGAGGAAGAGGACCAAUCUGUCCAUCACGCUGGUUCCAGAGAAGGAGGAGGACAAGAAGCUAGCAGCGCUACUCACCUUCCAAAGCCCUGACUCCUACGACGACCGGCAGCAGAGCAAGCGCAAGGAGAUCUCCACCCGCUCCUGGUUCAGCUCCGCCGGCCCUCCACCAGGGAGCGCUGCAGGCAGCCUCCUGCAGAAGCUGAGCCAGCAGGGCAAAGGGGCCGCCGCCACCAAGGCCCUCAGCAGCUCCCCGGCCUCCAGCGCCCUGAGCCUGGUGCGGAGACGGACCGAGGAGCACCGGCCCGAGAUGUCGGCGGCAGCCACCACCCAGCGUCGGAGAUCAGACCCUGGGGAUCGAUCUACAGCGGCUGCCUCUUGCAGUACAGGAGGGAACCGUUCGCACGAGACGGGGGAAUCCACGGGGACAAAUUUGAAUGUGACACAGAUUCGUGUGGAAGGAAAGGAGACGUUGAGGUGCGUAGAUGCAAGUGGAGAGACAACCACAAACGGCGUGACGGGAAGAUCGGCGCCCGGAGGGGAUUGUGGGACAGACGGAGAUCACGCUAAGAGCUCCUGCCUCGUCCGCUCUCUAGUAGCGGACUACAGUGACUCUGAUCCAGACAGUGACGCGAGUGAACCGUAGCCAUCAGAGGACAUCACAGUGAUUACUACGGAUGGUCUCUGUCAGACCUCCUCCUCUAGGUUCUGUGCUUUUGUGUGCUGUGUCAAGUACCACACAUUACAUCUGUCUGUCAUCAUGAGUAUCAGGUGAGGAUGCAGUUGUUGAUCAUAAGCUCCCAAGAUGUAAGCUCGGAGAGAGAAGUCUGGGGCUUCACAAUCAAACCUGAACAUUUGACAGCAGGUUUAAACACACUAUUGGGGCAGUUGUGUAUACAUGAUGUCAAAAGGCCACUCUGUGAAUUUGUCAGUAUCUGUUUUGAACCCUUAGUAUUUUAAGAGAAAGGGCUUUUUUUGUACAUAUACUGUUGUCUGUUGUAAGACAAGGUACCGGUGUUGUAAGUAUAUACAUAGAUUCUAAUUAAAUCUCAACUUGAUCCAAGAUGUCCCCCUUUUUGGUAGAUGUCCUCCUUUAGCUAGCUAGAGAAUGGCAAUGUGUGAUGAACGUUUGAUUGUUAGAAUAAAGCUGUGUGUACACAUGA
Sardina pilchardus (European sardine) is the source of this 2145-nucleotide messenger RNA. It is a transcript of the gene yju2b, whose product is annotated as YJU2 splicing factor homolog B. Gene Ontology annotation, biological process: mRNA splicing, via spliceosome. Gene Ontology annotation, cellular component: U2-type spliceosomal complex; post-mRNA release spliceosomal complex. The coding region runs from base 366 to 1628 and encodes 420 amino acids. Lineage: Eukaryota; Metazoa; Chordata; Actinopteri; Clupeiformes; Clupeidae. The record is from RefSeq and is a predicted model, not a curated record. The transcript is spliced from 8 exons.